This is a messenger RNA of Centropristis striata (black sea bass), 6543 nucleotides long. It is a transcript of the gene vwa8, whose product is annotated as von Willebrand factor A domain containing 8. Lineage: Eukaryota; Metazoa; Chordata; Actinopteri; Perciformes; Serranidae. The coding region runs from base 217 to 5925 and encodes 1902 amino acids. The record is from RefSeq and is a predicted model, not a curated record. The transcript is spliced from 45 exons. Gene Ontology annotation, cellular component: cytoplasm. Gene Ontology annotation, molecular function: ATP hydrolysis activity; ATP binding.
GGAACUAAUGGAACACAAAAAAACAACCUGAAACUACUCCGGAAGACUUUUAGCUCCGGACCCGUUUGUCCCUCUUUUAUUAUCUUCCGUCUCCCACAAGAUGAGCUGACAGAUGUUAUGAAAUGGGAAAAAGGCCGGUGAGGACAUAGCUCGACACCAAGCUUGUGGACUUAAUUUUAUAAUAUGUUUUUGAUGUCAACAGCAUAGUUUAUCAGUAUGCACUCCCAGAUAUUAUGUAGCGGCACCGCGGCGGCUGUCGCUGCCCGGAGAAUGCGCAACAUUGUGGGAGCAGUUCUGGGAAGAGACGGCUGGAUGUGGAGAACUCAUGAGGUCAAACUUCUCAACACGUCCUCAGGUGACACAGUGAAGAUUGGAGAGAUCUCCUACAAACUGAAAACACCCCGGAAUCCAGAGCUUGUUCCCCUCAAACACAUUUCAGACUCCUUACCUCAGACGGUGGCUCAGCACCUACGAUGGAUUAUGCAGAAAGACCUUCUGGGCCAGGACGUGUUUCUGAUCGGUCCCCCCGGACCCCUGAGACGAUCCAUCGCCAUGCAGUACCUCGAGUUGACCAAGCGGGAAGUGGAGUACGUUGCUCUGUCCAGAGACACGACGGAGACGGACCUGAAGCAGCGGAGAGAGAUCCGCUCAGGGACGGCCUUCUAUAUCGACCAGUGUGCUGUGAGGGCAGCGACACAGGGUCGGGUCCUGGUCCUGGAGGGACUGGAGAAGGCGGAGAGAAAUGUCCUGCCUGUCCUCAACAACCUGCUGGAGAACAGGGAGAUGCAGCUGGAGGACGGACGCUUCCUCAUGUCAGCUGAGCGCUACGACAAGCUGCUGCAGGAUCACACCAAGGAGGAGCUGGACAGCUGGAAGAUUGUCCGUGUCAGUGAGGACUUUCGGGUCAUCGCUCUUGGUCUUCCUGUCCCCAAAUACAAGGGGAACCCUCUGGAUCCUCCUCUCCGCUCUCGCUUCCAGGCCAGAGACGUCUAUUACCUCCCAUUUAAGGACCAACUGGAGGUGUUGUACACAGCAGGACCGAACAUCGCUGCAGAAAGAGUGUCCCAGCUGCUGUCUCUUGCCACUACGCUGUGCUCUCAGGAAUCCUCCAGCCUCGGCCUCCCUGACUUCCCAGUGGACAACCUGCUUCCUGCUCUGCAUGUGCUGAAUGCUUUCCCCAUGCUGUCCUCCCAGCAGCUCGUCCAGAGACUUUACCCCUACAGCAGCAUCCUGGGCCAGGAGGGCCGGGACGCUGUGGAGGGCGUCCUCAGUAGAUUUGAGCUCUUGGAUGGUCGUCGUCAGCCGGCACCCAGCGCCGUCCUGAGUCUGUCCAGGACCAGGGACCCUGAGGGCCAUGCAGACGUCACAUUAUGUGUCGCAGACAAAGACAUCACCUUUCAGGUUCCUGCAGGCAUCAAGGAGCUGCGUCCUCCCAACAGCAGCUCCACCUUCAUCAGCACACCGAGCCAAUCCCAGCUGCUGGCUGAGAUGAUGCAGUCACACCUGGUGAAAGACAUCUGUCUGAUCGGAGCCAAGGGUUGUGGCAAGUCAGUGAUUGCAAGAGAGUUCGCUGAGAUGCUGGGCUACAGCGUUGAGUCGGUCAUGCUCUACCAGGACAUGACAGCCAGGGACCUCCUCCAGCAGAGGUACACGCUCCCUAACGGGGACACGGCGUGGAGGCCGUCCCCGCUGGUCACCGCCGCCAUCGAGGGCAAGCUGCUGCUCCUGGACGGCAUUCACAGGGUCAACCUGGGAACCCUGGCGGUGCUGUCCAGGUUACUCCAUGACAGGGAGCUGGAUCUGUAUGAUGGCACCAGGCUGCUGAGGUGGGACAGAUACCAGACACUAAAGGAAGAACUGCAGUUCACUGACCAGCAGCUGCAAGAGAGGUCAAUCUUCCCCAUCCACCCCUCCUUCAGGGUGCUGGCCCUGGCGGAGCCCCCGGUUGUGGGUUCCAGCUCCAGCAGCAGCAGCAGUAAAGGUCAGCAGUGGCUGGGCCCAGAGCUGCUCACCAUGUUCCUCUACCACACCGUCACCCCCAUGGCCCGGGCAGAGGAGAUGGAGCUCAUACGGGGACUGACUAAUAAUGUUCCGAAAGAAGCAGCAGAGCAGCUUCUGCACCUCACUCACAGUCUCCGCAAGACAAAUGACCCCACAGCCCAGUCUCUGGCCUCGUCUCUCUCCACCAGACAGCUGUUAAGGAUCUGUCGCCGUCUCUCUCUGUACCCCGAGGAGAGCAUCGCUCACGCUGUCAAUAAGGCUUGUCUUUCCAGGUUCCUGCCCAGUCUGGCCCGCGCCUCGCUCGAUAAAAGCCUCGCCAACUGCUCCAUACAGGACACACCAGAUCCUGCUGAACACAUGCAGGACUUCAGCUGUUCGGUAAAGGAUGGCGUGUUGACGAUUGGCCGUGUCUCUGCUCCCGUCUACAAUGCCAGCGAAAAAAUGAAGAUUCCCGACGUUCUCUUCUAUGAUAAUCCCCAGCACAUGAUGGUGAUGGAGGACAUGCUGAAAGAUUUCCUGUUAGGAGAGCACCUUCUCUUGGUGGGCAACCAGGGUGUGGGGAAGAAUAAAAUAGUGGAUCGUUUCCUGCACCUCCUGAACAGGCCCAGAGAAUACCUGCAGCUCCACAGGGAUACGACUGUCCAGACUCUGACCCUGCAGCCCUCGGUCCGAGAUGGCAUCAUCAUGUAUGAAGACUCACCUCUGGUGAAGGCAGUGAAGAUGGGUCACAUAUUAGUGAUCGACGAGGCCGACAAAGCUCCCACUAACGUCACCUGCAUUCUCAAAACCCUGGUGGAGAGCGGAGAGAUGAUCCUUGCUGACGGACGCAGAAUCAUCUCAGAUCCUCGUGAAGCUGAGGGGAGGCCCAACACCAUCGUUAUGCACCCAGAUUUCAGGAUGCUCGUCCUGGCUAACCGGCCUGGUUUCCCUUUCCUGGGCAACGACUUUUUUGGAGCUCUAGGGGACAUUUUCAGCUGCCAUGCUGUGGACAACCCGAAGCCCCAGGCGGAGCUGGCCAUGCUCAAACAGUACGGCCCCGACGUCCCCGACGCCACUCUGCAGAAGCUGGUGGCUGCUUUUGGAGAGCUGAGGUCCAUGGCGGACCAGGGCACCAUCACCUACCCCUACUCCACCCGAGAGGUGGUCAACAUAGUCAAACACCUGCAGAAAUUCCCUGACGAGGGUUUGGCCAACGUUGUCCGAAACGUCUUCGACUUUGACUCGUACAACAAAGACACGCGUGAGGUUCUGAUCGAAGCACUGCACAAGCACGGGAUUCCCAUCGGAGCCAAGCCCAGCUCGGUCAAACUGGCUAAGGAGUUGCCCCUCCCCAAAGUCCAGAUGACGGGCUACUGGACAAUAAACCAAACUGGCAACGCUCGACGCAAACUGCUCUGUCCCACCGAGACUCGGCCCAUCGACAUCAAGGGCCCUGUGUUUCUGCGUGUUCAGGGUUACCCCUGCAACAGACAGGAGAGCAGAGCUUUGAGCUUCAGCGAGGAGAAAGCCCACUGGCAGAUUCCCAUGAAUGAAGUCAACAUCAUCUGCGAUGUCACCACCAAAGAUGAUGUGCUGUACGUGGCGACCUGUAACCCGGUGUCCCUGUUCUCCAUGAAGGAGCGCGGGGACACCAUCCACUGCAUGGAGCUGUACGACGUCUUCCCCAGGACCAUCAGUGGCGUCUGGCAGCCCUUCGUCACCGUGGCGCCCCUCGGGAGUCCUCUGGAGGGACAGGUGGUGCUGCACGAGGAGCAGAGUAACACGGUGCUCCACCUGGACAUGGUGACGGGGGCGGUGCGGAGGCUCCUGCUGUCUCCAGACUCUGACCAGCCCUCCACCAAAGCCUCCAGCUGGUGGAGCAGUAAAGAAAACCAGGGAGUGCAUAAAAUGUGUCACGACUUCGCCCACAAAAACUGGCUGCUCUUCUACAAGGAGGAAGGCAACCAGCUGGAGGUGCUGGAUGUGCUGGAGGGCCGGGUUCACUCCAUCUCUCUCCCCAUUAACCUGAAGUCUGUUUUCCUGGUGGCGGAGGACCGCUGGCUGCUGCUGGAGAGCAACACCAACAGGAAGUUCCUGCUGACCAAGCCCAUGCACAUGACCGCUGAGGACUCUGGCGUGUGUCAGCUCCACAGCAUCAGCGAGGACGCAGUCAGCUCAGGCCACGGAGCCAGCGCAGCUGAGGCGUCCUUACCUCAGAUGUUGUCAUGUGACCAGCUGCCCAAUGAGAACCUCAGCGCUGCUCUGGACCAGAAGAUAGUUUCACCCAACCGGGUCCUGGCCGAUGCCGGCUCCUUUGCACGGAUCGUUGUGGGCUUCCCAGACCUGGUGUCCCCUAACGAGGUGUACAGCUUUAACCGGCCUGUGGACCAAUCAGGGAAGAGCUCUGACAGCGGCGCCCACAUGUUCCUGAGGGGCGGGCUCCGGUCCACGCCCGCCAAACGGGACAACUGUGUCACUCUGCUGUCAGCCAAUCAGGUGGUCCGAGCCCUCCCGCCCAGCAAGGUGCCCCUGAAGGAGGUGUAUCCCAAAGAUGUCACACCUCCGAUGACGGCGGCGUACCUGGAGGUGACGGACCUCAACUCCAAGAAAGUCAAAUAUAUUCCUGUCCCGAGAUCAAUGAGCGUGUCUCCGUACACCAGCUGGUUGUCCAAGAUAUCGGAGUCCGACGUGCUGACCGCCGCUCUGGGUUCUGGAGGCGUGGUCACCGUGGAUAUGGGCGGGUACGUCCGGCUCUGGGAGACGGGACUGGACACGCUGCAGAGGUCGCUGAUGGAGUGGAGGAAUAUGAUUGGGACAGAGGACGGCAGACCUGUACAGAUUACCAUCCAGAGGGAAAGCGGUCUGGAUGUCUCUGCUCCCAAACACGGCAAGAUCGACCCCAACAACGCUCCUCAUGUGGGGGGAAACCAGUGGGCAGGAGGCACAGGAGGCAGAGACACGGCGGGGCUGGGGGGUAAAGGAGGUCCCUACCGGCUGGAUGCAGGUCACAAAGUGCACCAGGUGUCCCAGGCUGAGAAAGAUGCAGUUCCAGAAGAGGUCCGCAGAGCCGCCCGCGAGAUGGGAGAAAAGGCCUUCAAACAAAGGUUGAAGGAGAUCGAUAUGAGCGAGUAUGACGCUGCCACGUACGAGCGCUUCUCCAACGCCGUCAGGAGACAAGUUCAGUCUCUACGCAUCAUCCUGGACAAUUUACAGGCUAAAGGAAAGGAGCGGCAGUGGCUGAAGAACCAGGCUCUGGGAGAACUGGACGAUGCUAAAAUCAUUGAUGGACUGACUGGAGAGAAGGCUAUAUAUAAACGCAGGGGAGAGCAGGAACCAGAGCCAGGAAGUCCUCAGCAGAAGCCUAAACGCCUACGGGUGUUAGCGGAUGUGUCGGGCAGCAUGUACCGCUUCAACGGCGUGGACGGCCGGCUGGAGCGCUCCAUGGAGGCCGUGUGCAUGGUGAUGGAGGCUCUGGAGAGCUACGAGCACAAGUUCAAGUACGACAUAAUCGGCCACUCAGGCGACGGCUACGACAUCGAGCUGGUCAGAUCAGACAAAAUCCCCAAAAACAACAAGCAGAGACUCAAAGUCCUCAAGACCAUGCAUGCCCACUCUCAGUUCUGCAUGAGUGGAGACUUCACUCUGGAGGGCACAGACAGCAGCAUCAAGGAGCUGGCACGUGAAGAAGCCGACGAGCACUUCGUGGUGGUGCUCAGCGACGCCAACCUGGAGCGAUACGGCAUCCGGCCGGAGCGCUUCGCCCAGGUCCUGACCUCCGACCCCCAGGUCAACGCCUUCGCCAUCUUCAUUGGAUCUCUCGGCGAUCAGGCCGAAAGGCUCCAAAAGACCCUUCCAGCAGGGAGAUCUUUUGUAGCUAUGGACACUAAGAAGAUCCCCCAAAUCCUGCAGCAGAUCUUCACCUCGACGAUGCUGUCCGGUGUCUGAGACACAUUCACUUCUUAUCUCUCACACUCAAAACCUCAAAAGUUGCUCUGCAAGUUCUGAAACUUGUCAGACUUUGGGUUCUUAUCUCAGCGUGUCCGUAACCCACUUUCUGUAUCAGAUUAUUCAACUUUAUCUGAGCUGUAUCAGUGCCAAGGACUUGCCUUCGUGCAGGCCUGAAGGGGAAAUUAUCAUAUUUAACAGAAGCCUUCAGUCUCAGGAGUAGGGUUGCAAAGGGGCGGAAAAUUUCCGGUAAAUUUCCAUGGGAAGUUAAGCUUGGGAAUUUUGGAAAUAUUCCAUAUUGGAAGCUUUCCAUGGGAAUAAUGGGAAUUUAGGAGAACUAAUUGGGAAUAUAUUAUAUACAAGCAUAAAUAUAAGCAGAAGUCAUAAGAAAACAUCCAUACAAAAUGUUUUCAACAGAUAUUUCAACAGAUUUAUUUGUAAGUAGAGUAGAACACGUUCUAAUUACUUGUUUCAUGGAUGAACAAAAACAGGAGUGUUGGGCCCAAUAUCACCCAUCCCCUAACCACACUCAUUCAAAAAUGCACAUGUGCCAGUAGGGGGCGUGGUCUCAAUAGCCAUGCAGUAAGCAGUGUGCUCUGUGCAUGUGAUUGAGGAAUG